AUGACUGUUCAAUCUGCUCUUCUCACGGACAACCACUGUCUCUUUUCACCUUCUCGGCCGAGUAGAUUUGAGAUCCGUGGUGACAACAGCCUGCGUCUGGUAAGGGUCCUAGCAGAGGACGAGGGAACUUACACGUGUGUCACAGAAAACAGCGGGGGCAAAACCGAAGCCUCCGCCGUGCUGCAGGUCCAUGUGCCCCCACAGAUUGACGUACGUCCCCAGGAUCAAGUCGCUGCCCAAGGACGGACUGUCACUUUUCAAUGUGGCACCCAGGGAAACCCUCUUCCAGCAGUUUUCUGGCAGAAAGAAGGUAGUCAGAUGCUGCUUUUCCCUGGCCAACCUCCUUCCCAGUCGGGCCGUUAUUCUGUGUCCAUGAGCGGAGAGCUGUCCAUCUCUGAUGUUCACUCGGAGGACUCCGGCUACUAUAUCUGCCAGGCGAUUAGUGUGGCAGGAAGUGUCCUCGCCAAGGCUCUGCUGGAAGUGGAAACUGGUCCAUCAGAUCUCGUCCCUCCAAUUAUCCGACAGGGCCCAGCCAACCAGACGCUCGCUUUAGGCUCCAGUGCCCUACUCCAGUGCCAUGGGAUGGGCAGCCCAAUCCCCAGCGUCAGGUGGGAGAAGGACGGGGAAAGCGUUCUGAGCGAUGACAUUCACAUAAGCCUAAUGGAAAACGGCACUUUACACAUCAGCGGCUUGAAGGAGACCGACUCAGGGAUGUACACCUGUGUCGCAUCCAGUUCCACUGGUGAGAUGAGUUGGAGUGGGACCGUGACAGUGAAAGCGACUGGAACGUCUUCCGUCCCGCGGGUCUCGCAGUCCCUGCAGCUGCCUGGUCCUCCUCAGAAGCCCGUGGUGACAGAUGUGACCUCAAAUAGCGUCACUCUCACUUGGCAGCCCAACCCACAUGAGGGCGGAGCUGCUGUCACUUCCUACAUCAUCGAGGCUUUCAGUCAGUCAGUGGGCAGCACAUGGCAGACUGUAGCUGAUCUCGUGAGGCUAGAGAAGCACACAGUGUCUGGGCUUUACCCCAAUACCGUGUACCUUUUCAUCAUCCGAGCGGUCAACUCCUAUGGCCUGAGUGACCCCAGCCCCAUCUCAGAGCCAGUCCGAACACAAGAUGGUCCAGAAGGUCAGGGGACAGACCAGGCACAUGUGCAGAUGGAUUUAGGAGGGGUCAAGGUUCGUCUGCAGACACCCAAAGUCUUGAGCCCUACAAGUGUUCAAAUCACAUGGACUCUUGACCAGCAUCCUCGCUAUAUUGAAGGUUACAGGAUGUAUUACAGGCCUGUGGGGAGUGCGUGGAUGAUCCAGGACGUAAAAGCAGGUCCCCUACACACUGCUGUCCUAACAGAGCUACACAGAGGAAAAGAAUACGAGUUCAAAAUGAGACCGUAUUACAAUGAGUUUCAGGGGAUUGACAGUGAAAUAGCUGUGGUUCGCACUCCUGAUGAAGUGCUGAGCGGCCCUCCUCAGGGAGUCAGCGUGGUGCAGUUAAGUAACAGUUCAACCGUGCGAGUGUCCUGGCAGCCUCCUCCCCCCGAUGUGCCAGAAGAGCUCAUACUAGAGUACAGGGUGUGGUGUGUAGGAAACGAGUCUCAGCAGAUGAUCAACAGGAGUGUGGAUGGGGAUACACUGUGGGUGCUGUUGGACGGGCUGUUGCCCGAGUCUAUGUAUCGCGUGCAGGUCGCAGCGGUGACAAUUGCAGGAGUGGGCACUUAUAGCCAACCCGUGUUCAUCUUCCUGAAAGUAGCAAUAGAUCAGUCCUUGUCAGUGGUGAAGGAUGAUAGUGUCAGCCUAUCCGAGCAGAUCACAGUGGUGGUCCGUCAGCCAGCUUUCAUCGCCGGGGUUGGUGUAUCAUUCUGGAUGGUUCUAAUGGGUUUCAGCGCCUGGAUCUACUGCAGACACAAGAGUAGGAAAGAACUUGGACACUAUACUACUUCCUUUGCAUAUACGCCCGCAGUCGCACUCUCUCGUGGUGAUGGGUCGGAUCUUAUAAAUGGAAGGCCAUGUUUGCUGGAGUCACACUUGGGUAACUACCCUUGGCUGGCUGACUCGUGGCCUACCAGCAACUUCACUCGAAAUGGAAAAGACUCGGUUAACUGCUGUGCAGGCAGACUUGAUUCCACAGAUCAAUACUACAACACUUCAGGAUUAUCCAAUUAUCUGAGCCAGAAUGGGAAGUACAGCCCAGCCUCUAAUGAAGGCGCCAUUUACUGUACCAUUAACCCCGCCGAUGCAGAUGGGCAUGACGUAUGCAGCCUGUACUCUCAGGGUCCAGACCCAUACACCAGCACACCAGUCCUCUCCAAAACUGACCUCUACAGUAUGGAGCAGGACCUGGAUCAGUGGAGCCUUCAGUCCAGCCACAGUGGAGCAGAUUAUGCAAAACUUCAGUACCCAAGAGGCGAAAAUGCCAAACUGAUGAAGCAGAAGUCUCUAGGACAAACCUCUUCACCAACUUGGUCUGAUGUGUUGUCCCUACAUUCAGUACAAAACAAGGAGGAUCAAAACACAGGAUCAAGACACAGCCCUGAGGAGGAUGAAGAGUGGUGUCCUCCACUGCCUGAGCGAUCUUAUCUGAUUGAGGGUCUGGAGGACGUAGCCACUCUGCCUUUGAGGGGAGACGAAACCAACAGGGCCACGACCUACAGUCUGCAGUCCACAGCAACUCUCACGCCCUCCCCCAGCGAGGAGCAGUACCCGCCGAACCUGCACCAUCCAGACCUGCUGCCACGGAAAACACAGUGUGCACACAAUACACAGUUUGCUCUUUCCAACCCAAAGCUGUUAACCAAGACAGAGUCUCUUAAUGGCAGCGUUCCCAACCACAGCGGUCCUUGGAGAGACAUUGCUGAAAUGGAGGAACUGUUCUCCAACAACACAGGUUCAAGAGAAUACACAUCAUUCACGUCCUCAAUUCAGAAGCCCAGGCCUAAGAAGAAAUCUCAAAAGGAUGGCCUUGCGAGACGUGAAGCAUUGAAACCAGGGAACUUGCCUCCUCCACCUGAGCCCCCUCCUGUAACGGAAGACCCACUCGAGCACCUGACAGACACACUGGACAACGGCGGGAGCAGGACGCCCCCACAACACAGAGAGAGAAGAUCAGACCGCAGAACAGCUGCACAGUGGAGCACACAAGAUGAAGAUUUAAUCCAGUAUUUCAAAGCAAACCAGCUGUCCAGCCACUGUUCCCUCUCCAGAAGCUCUGCCUCUCAAUCCUCCGCAACCUCGCGUUCCUUGGGGGCUGGAAGGAGGAGAAAUGAGAACAUGAUAUGAUGAGGAGAAGAAGUUGUCCUGUUGUUCACCACUCUACAUGCAACAUAUGCCGUGCAGUGUAUAUGCCUCCACGCUCUGGUCCUUCACCUGUUUUUUUUUCCUGUCAUUUUUGUCUAGGUGUUUUUUUAGAAAUGUUUUUUUAAAUGAUCCAUUGUUGUCCUACCUCUGUAUGUAUAUAUUUUUACAAUGUUCUUGUGUGAGGAAAAAGGCAUGCUGAAAGGUGUGCUAUUUUAUUUAUUAUUAUUAUUAUUAUUUAUUGUAUUUAUUAGUUUAAAAAGAAAAUCAAAUGUUUAACAAAAAUUGUCCGAAAAUUUUAGAUGAACAUGAUGUUUGAAUGUAUCUGGUGCAUACAUGUACGCCUCAAUGUCUACAUGUAAUAAAAAGGUGUUUCAACAUUUUUGUGAAAAAUAUAGCAGAUAUUAUCAGGCACGGUCUUUGUGAACAAACCAUCCAAUGAUACAUUAGUAAGCCUAUAGAAUACCAAAUGUUUCUUGUUGUAAAGUCUCCUUACUAUCAUGUGCUCACUGAAAGGUUUUUCUUUUCUCCUGGAGAAUGAUUCACGCCAUGUCAGACUGUUUUCCACUAAUGCAUCAAUCAUUUGCAGUUUUACAUGUUCGGAUUGCAUACAAAACACAAUAAAACUCAUGUUCUAAGACUUGCUUUACA
Messenger RNA from Cyprinus carpio (common carp), 3939 nucleotides. Its product is annotated as roundabout homolog 3-like. Gene Ontology annotation, biological process: axon guidance; cell-cell adhesion. Gene Ontology annotation, cellular component: plasma membrane; axon. NCBI's taxonomy places the organism in Eukaryota, Metazoa, Chordata, Actinopteri, Cypriniformes, Cyprinidae. The record is from RefSeq and is a predicted model, not a curated record. The coding region runs from base 1 to 3273 and encodes 1090 amino acids. Gene Ontology annotation, molecular function: protein binding. The transcript has 22 exons.